This is a messenger RNA of Sordaria macrospora k-hell, 339 nucleotides long. RefSeq lists its product as uncharacterized. The record is from RefSeq and is a predicted model, not a curated record. NCBI's taxonomy places the organism in Eukaryota, Fungi, Ascomycota, Sordariomycetes, Sordariales, Sordariaceae.
AUGGGUCAAAACCUCUCCCUAUCCGAACCCUUCGCCGACACCUCCGGCGUCGUCCUCUCCCCCGCCGAUCGCACCGCCGACAUCAUCCUCGGCAUAACCUGGGCGUGUUCGGCCUACGGCAUCGGCGUGAUUUUCGCCGCCGUCAAGCUUCUGGAGCGCUGGGCGGGGGAGCAUGGCGAAAGGGGGGCUAACUUGGUUAGUGUGGUGGGUGCUUUCUUGUGUGGGAGUGCGUGGCCUUUAGUGUUGGUUUAUUUGUGGUUUACGGAGAAGGAGGUGCAAAGAAGGGGAGUAGGGGUGGGGGUUUAUGGACUUGGUCAGGGGCAGGUUGUGAAGGUUUAG